Molecule: messenger RNA, 762 nt
Organism: Dibothriocephalus latus
Lineage: Eukaryota; Metazoa; Platyhelminthes; Cestoda; Diphyllobothriidea; Diphyllobothriidae
Source: the annotation of a GenBank genome assembly
AUGAAAGAGAAGUCAGGCCUGGUGAGCCAUCAGGAUGAAGAGAUCGCUUUCAUUGCAGCAAACUUUUCGUACAAGGAGUGCACGGUGUACGUAGAGGAUGAUAGUAAGAAGGGAUCAUGCCGCUGUGGGCUGCCCAGGGACGAACACAGCCCGGAAGUCUUGAAGAGGGAGGCGAGCAAAUGGUCAAUCACCCAUAUUGCUACGCACAAACCGACAUUUAUCUACGGAACGCACACAAUGCCAAAUGGACACCAGAUAAAGUUUCUUCGUUUGGCUGACAGUGAUGAUCCAACCAAGUUGCUAGAACUGAUGUGCAACUACUGGGAAAUGAAGAAUGACGCAGCUCUCACCCUGGUCCUCUCCCUAAUCACGAGCCCUUCAGGUGGAAUUCCGGAAGACGUGGAGGAGGGCUUGACGCACAGCGUGUGUGUAAACAGCUGCUGGAUCAUCUCUUCCGGUAUGGCACCGAUGGAGAAGCUGGAAGAGCUCGGCAGGAAACGGUUGAAUGAGAACCAUGGCAAGUUUCAUUACUGCAACAUCUGCAUCGAACCCUGGAGGCAGGAACUUCUCCAGCUGUGGCAGGGUCACUCCUCAGACUCCAAGGAGAUGACAAAAUUCAAGGCCUACACCCACUGCCUAUUCAUUGACAAUGGCCAGCAAAAGGAGUCUUCCGUGAGCGUUACCAACGAGUAUCAACACAGGCUGGAGGAACUCAUAAGAGAAGGUUUGUUGGAUACAGCAGAUUUUGACCUGCAAAUUUGA